Messenger RNA from Mesorhabditis belari, 1332 nucleotides. Lineage: Eukaryota; Metazoa; Nematoda; Chromadorea; Rhabditida; Rhabditidae. The record is from the annotation of a GenBank genome assembly.
AUGAGCCCUGACGGCAAAAUCCACGAGUUGCUCAUACCAGCCAAUACAACCGCUACUCUAGUGGCACAUCCGGUCGCUUUUGAUAAUAUAACAGAUGGACCCUUCAUCCGCUUUGCGCCAACCAUUGAAGAAGGAGAACAGCAUUUGUGCCAUCAGUACAUGACAGACAUCACUUGUAAAGGAUAUCCGCUUUUCACAAUGAACUUUGGAUCGGCACUAGGCUUGAAAUACAUUCAUGAUAUUUGGUAUGAAGGGUUUCUGGUUAUAAGCGGCGGUACUUACGUUCAUUCACGAGCAAAAGUCACUUCGUUCAAUUGGUGUCCCGAUGAUCCGAGUCAAAUACACGGUUUUGUCGCCGACGCAAGCCCUGCUGGUCAAACAGCAAGGGGGAACGUGUUUUGCACUGCGGGGACGUUCAACAUUACACUUCGAGAAAUGGGGCCCAUGGGUCUUCUUGAUGGGAGACUUAUUGACGAUUUAGUUAGAAAACACACGAGAGUUUGUGUGACCACGGAAGAUUGCCAAAACUCGACCGACCCGAGACAUUGUCAAGAUGAUUUACUGAUGGAUAUUGUGCAAUAUUGCGAGAAGGACAACGAGCAUGCAUAUAAAUAUUCAUCGCAAUGUCAAACUUUGCUUCCGUUUUAUUUCAAUAAUCGACGUUCUACGUUAGAUGAAGCAAAUUGCACGAAAAGCACUCUAAAACAAACGAACCGCAUUAUCCAACAUUGUCAGAUGCAAGUAAAAUUUCCGCUAGUCAUCAUCACGUUCGCGGCACAAAAUGACUUUCCAUUACUUCUAGCUAUCCGACCGUUGAAGUGGAUUGAUCCUAAUGUCGAUUUUCGUUGGGCAAUGUUGGAGACACUAAAUGAGAAUCCAAAUGUUGACUAUCUCCUUCCAAUGAUCGUUGAGCCAUCAGAGAAACCCCUUUGGAUCGGUUUUUCCCUAAAUGCCGAAGAAACCUGGUUUACAAUAUUGGAGAAAUUACAUUCGGAACACAACGAUAAAAAUUGUUCCUAUGAGUUUUGGUAUGGAGCAGCUCCAAAUAAGUUAACGCCUACGACUGAAAACAGAAGAUUGCUUACAUUUAGAGACGAAGAACCUUUUUACGAACAAUAUCUAGACGCAAGUAUCUUCAGUGUCUUUAUACCACCGAAUUGUGCGCCGACGAUUUUCUUCCGAUCAAAUCGUGACUUAAUCCAAGGCAAUGAUACGACGAAGAGGCAAAGAAUUUGUUCCGGUAUUCACGCAUUUAUCAGUCGUCAUUUUGCUGGUUAUGGACGGGAAAUCGAAGAGGGAUACUUUCUCUCGAGAACAAUCUAUUGUGAUCCC